Messenger RNA from Eublepharis macularius, 1475 nucleotides. RefSeq names its product tumor associated calcium signal transducer 2 (gene TACSTD2). Gene Ontology annotation, cellular component: membrane. Lineage: Eukaryota; Metazoa; Chordata; Lepidosauria; Squamata; Eublepharidae. The transcript has a single exon. Bases 110 to 1036 code for a protein of 308 amino acids. The record is from RefSeq and is a predicted model, not a curated record.
GCACCCCUUCACACAGAAACCAGGAGGUUCUCGUUGUGGAUGGAUCUUGUCUUCAGGCUGCUCUAUCCAUUUUUCUUUCCUUAAGACUUCUGCUCUUCCUUUCCAAACAAUGGAGUCUACAUUUCAGGCUACACUGUUUCUGAUACUCGUCACUGCAUCAGCAUCCCAGGAUGAUUGCUUCUGUCAAACAAAUAAAUGGACUAUUUGUGCUGGGAACCAAUAUUCUAACAACUGCCAAUGCACGCUACUAGGUUUGGGUCAGCAAGUGAACUGUUCUACACUCACUUCAAAAUGUCUACUGAUGAAGGCAGAAUUGUCCUCCCCAAGGGGCAGGAACUUCCAGAAGCCAGAAGGUGCCUUUCUGGACAAUGAUGGACUUUACAACCCAGACUGUGAUGACGAAGGCAACUUCAAAGCAAGGCAAUGCAAUCAGACAGACACUUGUUGGUGUGUGAACUCUGCUGGGGUAAGGAGAACUGACAAGGGUGACAAAAACAUGAAAUGUAGUGAGCUUGUCAGAACAAACUGGAUCUUCAUUAAUCUGAAACACAAAGAGAGGGAAGCUACCUUCUCUGACCGUGAAGUGGAAGACAGUCUCCGACAGUUCAUUCACAAGCGGUACAUGCUCCAUCAAAAUUACAUCACAGCUAUUGCUUAUGACCCUCCAAUCAUCCAUAUUGACUUGAAGCAGAAUGCUACCCAGAAGCGUUACGGGGAUGUUGAUAUAGCAGAUGUAGCCUAUUACUUUGAAAAAGACAUCAAGGGUAUUUCUGUUUUUCGUCAAAGCAUGUUUAAUCUCUCUGUCAACAAAGAACCUCUUGAUAUUGAAGAAGUCCUUAUCUACUAUGUUGAUGAAAAACUACCAGAGUUCUCUAUGAAACGCUUGACACCUGGCGUUAUUGCAGUGGUGGUGGUGGUCAUCUUGGCCAUUAUUAUUGGGAUUACUGUCCUUGUGAUCACCAGGAGGCGGAGUUCUGGCAAGUACAAGAAGGUUGAGAUUAAGGAGAUGGGAGAAAUGAGGAGAGAAAAUUCAUAGUUGCCUCAGUUUGAAGGCAGGACUAAGACUUUGACAUUGAAGAAAUGGAAGGAAGAUGGCAAGACGAUUCCACAUUUUUGAGAGGGAGGGAGGGAGGGAGGGAGGGUGGGGGGUUAGCUUUUAUUUUUUACGUUUGUAAUCAAAUAUAAAAGCAAUAGUUUUUAGAAAUUCCUCUGACAACUGAUUGGGAGAUUGAUAUGGAUAUUUUAGCAUUUCCUUUAAUAUGGUAUACUAUAGGAUAAAUUAGUGUGAAAUUAGUAUUGAAGUCUCAGAGAAAUUGUCUUUAUAUUGUUCCCCUCCCCCAGAGUUUCCAGUUCCAGAAUUAUUUUUUUUUAAAGAAAGCAAUGUCAGCAUAACCUUUCCUAUGGAAUUGGUGUGUGUGUGUGUGUGUGUAUGUAUAUAAUGUUACAUUGCUUGAAAUAAAUUUUCUUAACCUUAA